AUGGAGACACACAUGCUUGACUUUGCUGUACCCUCCUCACACCCAGCUCUCAAUGGACGGAAGACAGCAACAUCAGCAAGGGACUCUUUUUCAGCCUACGACAGCAAAUAUCUCACUGUUCCUCAGAACCGGACUUCCUUGCACAGAAGUGGGACCAAUGGAGCUCUUGAAGCAUCAGUGGUGUCCUACAGAAGUUCUAUUAUCAACAACUACGUGGAAGGGAGCCAGGCAGGGGCGAGGGACAAAGCCUCCCCGAGCGGCCUGCACUUCAGGGACAGCAAGAGGAAGGUCGACUACGUCUUGGCUUACCACUACCGCCGACGCCUGGCCCAGCACGUGCCCGGUGCCGCCUCCCCGGAGCCGAGGUGCGGAUCCGCCUCCGUGGCCCUGGUUUCAAAUGGAGGCACUGGGAAGGGCCGUGCUGAGCCCCAGCAGCAGCAGCACGAUGGCCAGCGUGCCCUGCAGGAGUGGCCGGGGGUGGUGGAGCUCAGCCCGCUGGACACCCUGGAGGAGGAGAGGCGGCUGCAGCGGGAGGAGUACGAACGCAACCUGCUGGAAGCGGGGCUGGAGAUCGAGAAAGACCCCGAGAACAAGAGCCAAGGACUGAGUUUUGUCCGUAUACACGCACCUUGGCAAGUCCUCAGUCGAGAAGCAGAACUCCUUAAAAUAAAAAUGCCCACUAAAAAGAUGUAUGAAAUCACAGAAGAAAAGGGAAUACUCAAAACGUUAAAUGAAAUAUGGUGCAAAUUGACUGAACCUCUGCAACCACAGGUGCCACAGCAAGAAGAUACCAAGAUGAAAACCUUGUCCUAUCCAUUUUCCAGAGAGAAAAUAUAUUUGUAUAACAUCAAAGACAGAGACACCUUUUUUGACAAUGCAACCCGCAGCCGAAUAGUGAGGGAAAUUUUGAAGCGCACCUCUACAAAGGCCAGAAACAGCAUGGGCAUUGGCACGUUAAUAGCAAACAAUGUUUAUGAUGCAGCCUACCCACUUCACGAUGGUGAAUAUGAAGGCCAAAAUGAUGACAUGAAUGAAAGAAAGUUGCUGUAUGAAGAAUGGGCAAGAUAUGGAGCAUUUUACAAGUUUCAGCCUAUUGAUCUCAUAAGGUAAUGUGGACUUGUAUAAAACACCAAGGGGCCUUUCUCUGAGGUGAUACAGA
Messenger RNA from Lonchura striata (white-rumped munia), 1159 nucleotides. It is a transcript of the gene ANO2, whose product is annotated as anoctamin 2. The record is from RefSeq and is a predicted model, not a curated record. Gene Ontology annotation, cellular component: plasma membrane. Lineage: Eukaryota; Metazoa; Chordata; Aves; Passeriformes; Estrildidae. Gene Ontology annotation, biological process: chloride transmembrane transport. Gene Ontology annotation, molecular function: intracellularly calcium-gated chloride channel activity; protein dimerization activity.